Messenger RNA from [Torrubiella] hemipterigena, 1802 nucleotides. The record is from the annotation of a GenBank genome assembly. NCBI's taxonomy places the organism in Eukaryota, Fungi, Ascomycota, Sordariomycetes, Hypocreales, Clavicipitaceae.
ACCUGUUCGUUCUGCCAAAGAUCUCUUCAGGUUCACCCUAUUUCUCUCCACUCCGAACACCGAUCGCUCGUUGCGUCAGUCAAGAUGUUCAAGAGCGGCAUUUCCUCCUUCGCCCGCGCGGCUCGCCCGACCUUCGCGGCUGCUGCUCCUCGUGUUAUCCGCCCUGCUUCUCUCCGAUUCCCUAUCAACAGCAGAUUCGCCAGCACUAGCAGUGUCGGUGAUGGCAAGAUUUACCAGGUCAUCGGUGCCGUCGUCGAUGUCAAGUUCGAUGGUGCCAAGCUCCCUGCUAUUCUGAACGCCCUCGAGACCCAGAACAACGGCCAGAAGCUCGUUCUCGAAGUUGCCCAACACUUGGGUGAGAACGUCGUCCGCUGCAUUGCCAUGGACGGUACUGAGGGUCUUGUCCGUGGUGCUAAGGCUUCUGACACUGGUGCCCCUAUCACCAUCCCUGUCGGCCCUGCCACUCUUGGUCGUAUCAUGAACGUCACUGGUGACCCCAUCGACGAGCGUGGUCCUAUCAAGACCGAGAAGUUCGCUCCUAUCCACGCCGACCCCCCAGAGUUCGUCGACCAGUCCACCUCUGCUGAGAUUCUCGUCACUGGUAUCAAGGUCGUCGAUCUUCUUGCCCCCUACGCCCGUGGUGGUAAGAUUGGUCUGUUCGGUGGUGCUGGUGUCGGUAAGACUGUGUUCAUUCAGGAGCUUAUCAACAACAUCGCCAAGGCCCACGGUGGUUACUCCGUCUUCACUGGUGUCGGCGAGCGUACCCGUGAGGGUAACGAUUUGUACCACGAAAUGCAGGAGACCUCCGUCAUUCAGCUUGAUGGCGAGUCCAAGGUCGCCCUCGUUUUCGGUCAGAUGAACGAGCCCCCUGGUGCCCGUGCCCGUGUUGCCCUUACCGGUUUGACUGUUGCCGAAUACUUCCGUGACGAGGAAGGCCAGGAUGUGUUGCUCUUCAUUGACAACAUUUUCCGCUUCACCCAGGCCGGUUCCGAGGUGUCUGCCCUACUCGGUCGCAUUCCCUCUGCCGUCGGUUACCAGCCCACUCUCGCUGUCGACAUGGGUGGUAUGCAGGAGCGUAUUACCACGACCAAGAAGGGUUCCAUUACUUCCGUCCAGGCCGUUUACGUCCCUGCUGAUGAUUUGACUGAUCCCGCCCCCGCCACCACCUUCGCCCAUUUGGACGCCACCACUGUCUUGUCCCGUGGUAUCUCUGAGUUGGGUAUCUACCCUGCUGUCGAUCCCCUUGACUCUACCUCCCGUAUGCUUGACCCUCGUGUCGUCGGCCAGGAGCACUACGAGACCGCCCUCAAGGUUCAGCAGAUCCUCCAGGAGUACAAGGGUCUCCAGGAUAUCAUUGCCAUUCUUGGUAUGGACGAACUUUCCGAAGCCGAUAAGCUUACCGUCGAGCGUGCCCGUAAGAUUCAGCGUUUCCUGAGCCAGCCUUUCACUGUCGCCCAGGUUUUCACUGGUAUCGAGGGUAAGCUCGUCGACCUCAAGGACACCAUUGCCUCUUUCAAGGCUAUCCUUAACGGUGAGGGUGACUCUCUUCCUGAGGGUGCUUUCUACAUGGUUGGUGACCUCGCCUCCGCCAAGGAGAAGGGUGCCAAGAUUCUCGCCGAUUUGGAGAAGAGCGACAACUAAGCGAGCGGCUCCUUUAUUUAUAAUACCAAGACGUGUUAGGGGGUUGGCUUGUGUAUAGAUCAGAGGAAUAGAAGCCGGGGAGGUUUCUUUAAAGCUCCAUCAAGUCUCCUUUGUAGGCUGUGUACUAAGAAAUAAACAAAUUUCCUCUUGUAUUUCACAAA